AGGUAAACAUAUGCGAUGCGAUAUAACACAACGAUAAGAAAAUGUUCACCAACUCACAAACCUAACAAAAAGGCACGGCUAACAUUCGUUUCCAUACAACAAACAAAAACGGUAAAGACUAAACAAGGUAGAAAAUCCUUGUUCCAACAGGCAAUUCAACAUCCAAUUAUUUUUAAACCAUUUACCCCGUUUUGCAAUCAGCUAGUCAGGAAUUUUGCAAACUUUCCAAUGGCAUUUCUAAAUACCUCCGUGUUUUUCGUUGUCUUCGCACUGUGCAUCUUGAGUCACGAACGAAGUGUCCACGGAAAUGAAAUAAAUAAUCAGAAAAAUAGCCAUAUUGUAUGUCCACUUAAUUACAGACCAGUAUGUGGCAACGAUGGCACGACUUAUUCCAACCAAUGUCUGCUGGAUGCUAAAGCCAUGGGUGGUUCCGUGAUCAACAAGGCGUACGACGGCGAAUGCAAGUUAGACCAGAAAGAAUAUGGACCACAUUGUACUCCUGAUGAGAACCCAAUAGUUUGCGACUGUCCGUGUGGCAUUCGCUGCACGGACGCUUACAUCCCCGUAUGUGGAACCGAUGGCAAAACGUACGGAAAUGAAUGUCAAUUGGCUGUCACGAAUUCGUGUGCUGAAGUUCCCGUUCGAAAAUGCUAUGACGGUGAAUGCAGAAAAACUUCAAGUAUCGCCACAAUUUUGAUCGUUGUUGCGUUAUGUUUUCUGAGCAAUCAACGAGGUGUUUACGGAGAGGUUCGACGACGUUGCGAUGUCGUGUGCACGUUCCAGUACAGUCCGAUAUGUGGAACAGAUGGAAGAACUUAUUCCAACGCGUGUCAACUACAAGCUAGGAAUAUGUGUUAUGGCACCCGAAUUCGUAAGGCUUACAAUGGAAAAUGUCGAUUUUAGAAAG
Daphnia carinata is the source of this 907-nucleotide messenger RNA. RefSeq names its product ovomucoid-like. The transcript is spliced from 5 exons. The record is from RefSeq and is a predicted model, not a curated record. Gene Ontology annotation, molecular function: protein binding. Bases 16 to 903 code for a protein of 295 amino acids. Lineage: Eukaryota; Metazoa; Arthropoda; Branchiopoda; Diplostraca; Daphniidae.